AUGGAGCAAUUAGUGAAUCACCCUGAAACGGUGUUAACGGGAAAUUUGGCACCAGAGAAGAUACUAGAAGAUGUUAAGGAGAUCAUUGAUCCUAUUACGAAGGAUAACUCUGUGCUAGAUGAAAUACAUAUAGAUGGAUUGAUGCCAUCGCAAGUCUGGGGAGAGGUUAAGUUAGUGGUUGAUGGUGUGAACGAGAAUAUAUUGAGUGGAAAGUUAAGUGAGUUGAAAGAAAAGUAUGGUUUGGAAGAAGAUGAGGAUGAGGAUGAGGAUGAGGACAAAGAAAAGGAGGACGUGGAAGAAGUGGAAGAAGAAGAAGAAGAAGGUAUCUCCGAACUCGGUUCUGAUGCCGAAUUUUAUAAUGCAUUAGAGGAUUCCGAAGGUGAAGAAGAAACGAAGGAAGACAAAGAGGAUGAAGAGAGCGGACACAACGAUAACAAUGAUGGGGAUGUUGACUACAAGCCCGAGAAAGAUGCGUUUGGACUUAACGAUGAUGUAUUUUCGAUUGAUGCCUAUAACGCUCAAGUGAAAACGUUGGGUGAAAGUGGAGAUUUGAAUAAGGAAGGAGAUGAUGAAGAGGUCGAUCUUUUUGGUGAUAUCAGUGACGGAAGUGACGAUGAGAUGCUUUACUACAAGGAUUUCUUCAAGCCUAUAGUGGAUAGAGAGGAGACACCAAAAAGAGAAAGCCAUAAGAAAGAAAAAAAGGUGAGGUUUGACGGUAAGUUGGACGAAGACGAUUACGAUGAGGCAUUCAAAGAAGCUAACGCCGAUUUUGGUAAUGAGCAACUUGUUGAUGACAAGAAAAGUGCUGACAAUCUGUCGUCGUUCGAAAAACAGCAAGUGAAGAUACAGGAAGAGAUUGUGUCGUUAGAAGAGGAGGCUGUUGCUGAAAAGAAAUGGACUAUGAAGGGAGAAGUAAAUGCAAGGCAAAGAGAUAAAGACACAUUGUUAGAUGAAGACCUUGAAUUCGAAAGAACUGCGAAACCUGUGCCGGUGAUCACUCAGGAGACUACAGACACGUUAGAUGAGAUAAUCAGACGCAGAAUUAAAGAUGAACGUUUUGAUGAGGUGCCGAAACGUGUAAUCUCGGAAAUGCAUGACUUCAAAUCUUCUAAAAGAGUUGAUGUAUCGCAGGAGAAGUCAAUCAAGUCUUUGGCUGAGAUUUAUGAGGACGAAUAUAUGGAUAAUCAAUCAGAGGCAGCCAAUGAGGAGUUAAAGAAAACUCAUGACGAGAUAUCGCAGCUGUUCACAAAAGUCAACUACAAAUUGGACGCUCUCUGCUCUGCACACUUUGUGCCUAAACCUGCAGAGAAGCUUCUUGACGUUAAGGUUCAAACGUCCACGAUUAGUAUGGAGGAUGCACAGCCAUUGACUCUGUCUACAGCAGAUACGUUGGCGCCUCAGGAAAUAUAUAAGCUUAGAAAUAAGGCUGGAAAGGACGAAGUCCAGCUUCGUUCCGGUGUGAUUAUGGCCAAAGAUGAACUUGACAGAGCAGAGAAGCAGAGGCUCAGACGUGCCAAGAAGAGAAAGAUCCAUAACCAUAUGAAGGAGGCAGCGCAGAAGAAGAAAAGAGUUGAAGUCAAGCAGCCAUAG
Molecule: messenger RNA, 1590 nt
Organism: Brettanomyces nanus
Lineage: Eukaryota; Fungi; Ascomycota; Pichiomycetes; Pichiales; Pichiaceae
Exons: 1
Coding region: 1-1590 (529 amino acids)
Biological process (GO): rRNA processing
Cellular component (GO): sno(s)RNA-containing ribonucleoprotein complex; small-subunit processome; Mpp10 complex
Source: RefSeq, a predicted model, not a curated record